CUUCACGCAAUUAAUGACCUCAUUAUCUACGUCAUAAUCAGACCCCAUAAUCAUUUUCGAACUCCACCUUCGAACUACCAACUUCCAUCUCUCUGCGCGCUGCAAGUACCGAGCAAAGAAUGGCAAAACGAACGCGCUCUCAGACAGACAUCAACCAGCAACUUCGCUUUGACAUCCUAGACCCAAGUAAAGCAGGUGGGAGCGAGGCCGCAGCAGAUGGGCCUUCGUCUCUUCAACAAAGCGCGCGCACAAUGAUCCUCCAAUCAGUGGGGCUGAAGUACCUCGGGCGCAUUGCAGAGCUUCCGUUGCCGAAGCCCAUGAUCAACAUGCUGUCUAAUCAGCUCGCUGUGGAUGACUUUUUCGUGAAUCGUAACGACCUUGAUGGUGACCACAGGAAUUACUGCGUGUACCCCGCUAAGUGUUUGCUUGACAUGUCGGACGUUUUGUUGAAGUGUGUGCCGGAGUGUUUGGCGAGCGAGGAGGUGAAUGCCGCGGUGGAGCAAUGGACCGGCGUCGCGCACCCUAACCUCAUGUCAUACUAUAUUAAGUUUGCUCAGAGCGGCACUCAAAUUGUGGUGUUUGAAUACCCGCCAUUUGCACUGCCUGACAUCCUCGAUAAACUACGCCGUGAUAACAAAAGAAUCCCGGAGUUUCUCAUCUGGAAAGCAUUCCACGAGUUGUGCUCAGUACUGAAGUAUCUCCACGAUCAGGGAAUGUCCUACACAGGCCUCAAACCCGAGCGCGUUGCAUUUACACAGGAGGGCGUUCUUAAGCUUGAUAGCGGCCUGUUGUACCUACCCUCCCCCGGUCAGGACAUGAUGCAGGGUGCGGCAGUUGGGGACUCGGGAGUGACCGGAGUGUACACCUCUCCAGAGACCCUCAAGGGCGAGGAAAUAACAGUGAAAAACCAGGUUUGGAUCUUGGGUUGCCUGUUGUACGAGAUGGCCGCACGGGAGCCUGCGUACGCCAAUGAGGGAACAGACAUGUUUGGCGCCAUGGCUAACAUCAUGGAAGGAAAGAUCCCUACAUCACUCGAGGGGGGGUACUCUGAGGACAUGCUGCUCACUGUAAGAGACUGCUUACAUAGCGAAGCGCAUGCGCGACCGACGCUGGAGGACUUGCAGGCUCGCUCCAAUGCGAAGAUGGAAGCGCUCGUCCAGACUUACGCGGGAGAAAAUAUUACGUCAUUAUGAAUUCCAAGUCAAAUGGCGAUCGCGCACACGAACCUGAUGUCAUUUGAUCCAGAAUUUUUUAUCUUUUUUUGAAUCGUUUUUAAGGAGAGAAAUGUGCAACACCGAGACAGCUAUGUUAACUAUGCUGUGAGGGCUAAGAACAUUUUAAUACCGGGAAUAUUUCAGUAAAUGAACAUUUUAACCGGGAAUCUUUCAUUCAAUGGACAUUUUAACCGGAAAUCUUUCAGUAAAUGAUAACAACAACAAA
This is a messenger RNA of Nematostella vectensis (starlet sea anemone), 1440 nucleotides long. Its product is annotated as serine/threonine-protein kinase Nek7. Gene Ontology annotation, molecular function: protein kinase activity; ATP binding. Lineage: Eukaryota; Metazoa; Cnidaria; Anthozoa; Actiniaria; Edwardsiidae. The transcript is spliced from 4 exons. Gene Ontology annotation, biological process: protein phosphorylation. The record is from RefSeq and is a predicted model, not a curated record. The coding region runs from base 120 to 1193 and encodes 357 amino acids.